GAAUGCAUAACUUGUAACUUCAAGUGGAUGUGUUUUGACAAAUCUCUCAACUGAAAUUACUCUACAAUCUUUGCAAAACCUGUAGGGCUCUAUAUCACAUCCAUACCAUCUCAAAAUCAGAUUUUGAUCUCUUCAAAAAGAUAACUCCUCAAUUGUUUCCUUCUAUCAUUCACAUCUUUCAAUUUAUAUUGAAUACCAAGCCGCUCACAAUAACAUCGGACACCCUUGAAGCUCUCGAGCAACUCAUUUUCGACGCCAAAGGCGAUGUUCUCCUCAUAUUUGCUCAACAAUCCGAGAGUGAUGCCGAAACUGAAGCAUCAACCAGUGAGUCUGGAUCGCGGAAGAGGAAAUGGUAUGUGGUUCUCUAAUCGCAAUGUUCUGUACAAAUCUGUCUGUGAAGGUAGUCCAGAUGAUGAUUCGAAGACCGUCACUAUGCUUGUCUCUUCUAAACAAAUGAUACUUACAUCGCCUGUAUUUGAAGCAAUGCUUGGCGAUGAUAGAUUCAAAGAAGGGGCUGACUUGCUUGCUGAUGACAAAGUCGAUAUUGAGCUGCCUGAAGAUGACCCUGUUGCUUUUGCAAUCAAAACAGCUCGCGCACAAGUUUUUUCGGAAGGAUUUGCGGCACUUAAUGGUUUUCUCGAACGAGUAACUGAGCCACGUUCACAUUGUGACGACCAGGAUGACGUAUGCGGGAUCGUGACAGCUGGUUCCUUUCUGAAGAGCAUGGUAGUAAAUGGUUGUUGGCCGCUUCGUCCUGAACGAUACAGGAAUACAAAUCUCAGACGGCUUUUCAAAGGCAUCUCUAAAAUCGAGAUUCGAACCAAUUGCCUAGUGCGACAGAAGGUCGGAUAUUUUGAUUUCCCCACUAUGCCAGGAUGCAAGAAUCGGCAGAUGUUUACGAAGAUGAUUGAUGUCCAAAUCAAAGCAAUCAAAUCGAAGAUCUUUGGUCUUGAUAUCCAGAAGUUUCAGCACAAGCCAAAGCUUUUAGCUCAGGAAGGAGAUGACUUUACUGAACUCGAACCACGGAAAAUCAUUGCAAUUGAAUAAGCGGAUCAACGCCAAACCGGACGACAUUUACAAUAUAGGAGUCUACGGCGCUAGACUACUACAUAUACACAGCACAUUGCAUAGGCCGUGUGAAGGAUGAGCUCGUAAUCCACGAGCGCUCAUCAGCUUUGCAAAUACGACCUUGAGAGUCAUCGCUGAUUCGCUUCUGCCUCGUGAAUUUUCAAAGUUCUACCAUGGAACGACAUUGCUAGGAACUAUCAUUACGGGACCUUGGUCCGAGGGAUAUCUCAGGGAUAGCACACAUUUAUCAAAAGUCAUUAGUUACUUCGUUCUACGUUUUUUUCAAUUCACACCGCCAGAUCAAAAAAUGCAACAUAUCUCUAAACACAGGAAGAAUAAUCUGAAUCAGAUGCGUCUAAUACGAACCUGUUCCGAAACACUUUCAAUAUUCUCACAACCUUUCUUUCUAUGCAUCUGUCUAUUUCGUUCUAAUUGCUUCACGUUACUUCACUUAAUUAGUUACUAAUUAGUUAUGCGAAAGUAGUUAAUGUUUUAGUUUCAUUUUUGCCUCCUCCUAUGUCUUGGGGGCCUGAUUCUUUUGUAACAUCACCAUGCCCGCCCAUCUUUCAUUGUUUUGGCCCACACAUGCUAAUUUCGCUCCUCCUUUGGUAUUCUGAGAUGUAUGCA
Molecule: messenger RNA, 1695 nt
Organism: Botrytis cinerea B05.10
Lineage: Eukaryota; Fungi; Ascomycota; Leotiomycetes; Helotiales; Sclerotiniaceae
Exons: 1
Coding region: 265-1047 (260 amino acids)
Source: RefSeq, a predicted model, not a curated record